GGCACUGAAAACAGGAACGGUGUUUUUCCCCCGUGACACGCCCGGACAUAAUUUGACAACGGACCAGUCCGCUUCCGGUGCAGUUGUCAACAGAGAAGUACCACGCGUGUACAGUCAAAAUGCCAAAGGCUCAGAAAGGAAAAGUGUCGGAGAAAGUCGUUCACCCGUUCAGCAGGAAAGCUGCUUAUCUCGCCCGAGAAGAAAUCAGACUGAAAAGGAAAGAAAGGCAGAAAAAUGACAAAGCCACGCGUCUGAGCAGCAUUGGUGAGAAGCUGUUGUGGUUUCAGGGACACUUAGAUCCAGCAAAGACGUCUUACACCAGAAAAGAUGCCUGCGACGUCAUCGAGAGGUACCUGCAAAGGUUUGAUUCUGAACUCGAGCAGAUCGAGUUGAUGAAUGGGAUCAAAGGUCGUCAGGGCCGUCUCCAUGGUGCCAGAGAGGCUGUCAUCAAGCAGACCAUCGAGCGGGAGCAAGCGCAGUAUGAGGGCGUCGGAUUUGAGAUCCCAGACAUCAUCAAUGCAAAGCAUCUGAAAACAUUCAGGGAGUGGACCGGCGACCUAAAGAAACUUCCAAAUAUUAAACUGCGAAAAGUGUCAAAGAAGGGUCAGGACACAAAGAGUGAGAAAGAAGAGAAACACGAGGCAGAAGAUGAUGAUAAUGAGGAUGAUGACGAUGAUGAUUUGGAUGACGAACAGGUAAAUGAGAUGGUUCUGAUGUCGGACUCAAACUGAGGCUGUCUGUUCACGACAACUGAACAUCAGACGGCCUUCAGCAAAGACUUUUUAAUAGAAAAACUGUUAGUGAGCAUGUGUGAGAAGAUGCUGCUACUCCACUGUUGUCCAGAAGAUGGCGCCAUGACCUCAGACAUGGAGAAUAAAUUUCUAUCACUUUGA
Messenger RNA from Lates calcarifer (barramundi perch), 893 nucleotides. It is a transcript of the gene tma16, whose product is annotated as translation machinery associated 16 homolog. Gene Ontology annotation, cellular component: nucleus. The coding region runs from base 120 to 731 and encodes 203 amino acids. The record is from RefSeq and is a predicted model, not a curated record. The transcript is spliced from 7 exons. Lineage: Eukaryota; Metazoa; Chordata; Actinopteri; Centropomidae.